AUGUUACUACCCAAAACAACCCUGUUAAAACUAAUAAAACCAAAACCGGUGCGUAAUUUACGUCUGUCGGCCCGUACGGAAACCCUCACGCCCGUACCACUUAGUUAUGCGACCUAUGAAGACACCACCACCGACACGAAGGAACACGCGCCCCCAUUGAUAAUACUCCACGGCCUCUUCGGCUCCAAGGCCAAUUUCAACUCCCUCUGUAAAGUGUACCAGCAGAAAACCUACCCCAAGCGCAAAAUAGUGGCCGUGGACUGCAGGAACCACGGCGACAGCCCCCACAGCCAAGACCACACGUAUGCACACAUGGCGGUCGACGUGAAGAAAUUACUGGGCGUUUUGAACGUUGAUAAAUGCGCACUGUUGGGACACUCGAUGGGGGGACGGGCCGUGAUGUUGUUCGCGUUGAAAUACCCUGAGCUGGUCGAACGGUUGAUAGUGGCGGACAUCAGUCCGGUCACACGCAACAAUUUGGAAACGAUGCCGCAGAUUUUGGCCGCGUUGGAGGGCGCCAAUUUGCCGGAGAACGUUACCCUGUCGCAGGCCAGGAAAGACGUGGACAAACAAUUGGCCAAAACGAUUGACAAUCAGUUUGUUAGGCAGUUUUUGUUGACGAAUCUGGUUCAGAGUGAUGAUGGUAAAAAGUAUAAAUGGAGGGUGAAUAUCCCUGUUUUAUUGUCCAAUUUUAACAACAUAUCAAAGUUUCCCACUACUGAUAGUCUAAAAUACACAGGACCCACUCUGUUUUUAGCAGGAGAACAUUCUGAUUACAUUCACAAGGAAGAUGUGCCAAAAAUAAAAGAAUUAUUUCCAAAAGCAGAAUUAGAAGUUAUUUCAGGUGCUGGACAUUGGUUACAUUCUGAAAAACCUUACGAUUUUCUGGAUUUAACCCUAGCAUUUUUAAAUGAUAAUUAAUUUGUUAUAUUAAGUGUAUAUUUUUGUUAAAAUUUUUCGUUAUACGUUGAUGAUUUUAAAUAAAUUAAACAUGCAUUUA
Molecule: messenger RNA, 1000 nt
Organism: Aethina tumida (small hive beetle)
Lineage: Eukaryota; Metazoa; Arthropoda; Insecta; Coleoptera; Nitidulidae
Product: protein ABHD11
Exons: 4
Coding region: 1-921 (306 amino acids)
Cellular component (GO): mitochondrion
Source: RefSeq, a predicted model, not a curated record